Molecule: messenger RNA, 1458 nt
Organism: Cyclospora cayetanensis
Lineage: Eukaryota; Apicomplexa; Conoidasida; Eucoccidiorida; Eimeriidae
Exons: 11
Coding region: 1-1458 (485 amino acids)
Source: RefSeq, a predicted model, not a curated record
AUGGAAAUAGAUGCACAGCGACGGCAGAUUGAGGUACUCUCUCAGCAGCAGCAAGCCGAGCAAGGAGCGGCCAUAGUGGCAGCAACGCAUGAGCCGACGAACGAACAGCUAGAACAGCUGCAGGCCCUUGAAGAAGAAAAUAUAGAGCUCAGACAUCAGCUUGCUGAUCUGAGCGCUGCGCUGUGCACUCCCGCAUCCGUCAAAGAUGGGGCUUCCAGUAUGAACACACUCUUGGCGUCGCAGCUCCGGACUGCGCACGCAGAUAUCACCAAGCUGAGGAACUUGGUGAGACACCAGCUUCGAUCAGCUGGCCUCGCCCAAGACAGUGUAGGACAAGCGAUGAAGACGAUCGGGAAAGGGGGCGAAGUCUUCGCAACAGACCCCAACGACAUAACUGUCCAAGAAGCCGCUCUCGAUAGCAUGUUAGCCAGGGGACGGCGGCGAGUGCUCGCGGCACGGGAGUUCGUUUGGUCAGCCGUUGCCACUCUAAAAGAUCUGAUCGAUCAGACCUUUGAGCGGAUGGGCCGGCUCGUCAAGUCUGAGGUGUCUGUCGGUCAAAAGUCUGCCUACGUCCAAGAGCUGCAAGGCCUCGUUACUAGUCAACUCGAUCCGGCCUUAAAGAUAUACAAUGACCUCGAUGAGGUGCACAAGGAGCUAGAUACCUUGAAAGCCGUGGUUUUCGAUCCCAAGAGAAACAACCCUUAUUGUCCCUGCCGGCCUCGCCGCAUGGUGCUUGAAGACGAUCUCGAACACUUGCAGCGGCAAUUGCGCGAAGCCAACGAAGCACUUCGCACGGUCAGGGCACAGCUCGUGAAACUGGAAAUGGAGAACCUCGCCAAUUACGUUCAGGUACAGAAUCUCACAGUCAUGCUAGAGAAACCGUUUGAGGAGAGGGAAGAGGGGAAGGAAGAGGGUGGUGGCAUGGGCAGGAGAUGCAGAUUGGGCAAAAAGCUGAGCGUCUGUGCAUGGUACAUGUCUACUACAAACCCACAGGACAAAUGCUCUUCACCUUCUCGGCAUCUAGACCAAGGAGCUGCAGAUGAAUCCGAAGAGUCGAUGGAAGAGUUGCUCAUGCGCGCGCAGAAAGAGCAUGACGCUGCCAAAGUGGCAGAAGCGCUUGCUGCACUGAAAGACGAGGUAGAAAUGCUAAAAGAUCGAGCAAUGCUGGAUGAAGUGCAUCGAGCUCAACCAGCUGGUUACUUGGCUGAUGAACUGUUCAACCAGGGGGCUGCAGUUGCAAAAAUGGAGGUCGUCGGAGGGCGACUACCGGCGGGGGUUGCAGUGAAGAGAGUUGCAGAGACACUAAAGAGCCUCCGCCUGGAAGAGAUACAAGGCAUUAUAGACCCUCAGGACAGGAAACUGCUGCAAAUGAUCGAAGAACAGGCAGUGAAAAUGAGGAGGAUUAACAUAGUAAGGUUGAACAGAGGGGAACAACUGGAAGGAGGAUUAGAGUUAUAA